GCAUAGGUUUUCUUCUCCCAGUUGGCACGUUCGUCUUCCUCGCAUGUUGUGCAGACCGACCUGCACAAGUCGCAUGGAAUGUCAUAUUAUCACGAAAACUUGUGGCACGCAUUGCUGCUUGAGCACAAACAUAUCUACACGCUCUCUAAGUUGCCUUUUUGACCGUGGCAGCUGUCGACCGGUGGAGCCAGCGAUUUUUUUUUCGAUCAGCUCUGCUUUUCUUUCCAUGUUGUUGCUCGUAUCAUCGGGGCCUUCUAAUUCCUAACUGCCGCAACUCCCUUUGAUUCCGGUAGACACGCUCUUUUUGCUUCUUUCCGUCGGUUCCUUUGGUGGUCUGCGCCCCGGAGAAUUCCCCUGCCGCUCGCUCGGUCUUCGAGAAAAGGUGUUCCCUCCCGUUGUGAAAAUGAAUGUGUUUGAGCAGUACAAUCAGCGCCAGGGCGCUAUGAACUUGAAGCAUAUCUUCAAUUUCGCGCCUCUGAGCCCCAUUCAGCAGGAACACCUCACUCGCGUCUAUGGAGCGCUCAUGACCAACAUCAUUCUCACGGCUGUUGGCGUGUACGUCCAGCAGCGCAUUCUGGCGCUCCCCAUUUUCCUUCUUCUCGGCGUUCAGGUCUUCUGUGUUUGGGGUUUGGGGGCAUCCAGCACGGAAGCCGUCUACUCCGGCAAGGUGACCACGCCUUUGAGAGCUGCCUACUUUGGAGGAUUUGGCUUCACGACUGGCAUGAUGCUUGGCGACUAUCUUUAUUUCGUGAAUGUUCUGAACCCUCGGAUUAUUCCUACGGCCUUCCUCGUUUCCAUGGGGAUCUUCGCGUCGCUCUCUGCCGCAGCUAUCGUCGCGAAAGACAGAAAGUUCAUUUUUCUGGGGAGCAUCCUUGGCACAGGCCUUACCCUCUUCACGUACGUCUCUCUGUUCUCCGUUGUGUGGAGGACAAAGCUGGCCGACGAUGUUCUUCUCUGGGGAGGUCUUCUCCUCUACAUCGGAUUUGUACUCUUCGACACGCAAGUGACUCUGGAGAUGGCUCGACGCGGAUCGUCUGACUACCUCGUCCAGGCGAUUCAGUUCUACGUGGACCUGGUUGGCAUUUUCAUUCGCGUUGUCCAGAUUCUCGCAGACAAGGAACGCAGAAAGCGCCAGCGUGACGAGGAGUAAACAGAAAGCGGAGAGUGUCAAGGCUGAGGCGCGAAAAUGAACAGACGGGAAAGUGGUUGGCACGGAAAAAGUGAACUGAGGCGGCCUUGGGUGUAGAGUGGUGCAAAGGUAGAAGGAAGAAGUGUGUAGGAUCUCGCGUUUGCUUUUUGCAUUUUUCGUGGCGGGCGCGGGAGGGGGGACUGCGAGACUGAACAACAGAAGAGGGCGUCUGCGGAGAUAGUUCUCCCGGCGACGUCUGCGGUUUCUCUCGAGGAAAUAUAGUGCAAGGAACUAGUUGCGCGUUGCUUUUCAGACUCGUAGGAUUUUGCUUGUAGCACGCACAUCGGUGAAAACUAAGCUGAAGGGGAGUUGGAAAGCUUGCGUGUGGAACACAAGGGUUUUUCUCCUGUGGCGUCACUUCGUAAAGUUCACGUGGAUCCCCUGUCAACACAGCCUCAAGGGGAGCUUGCAAGGAGCUGCAGGUGGCAUUCUUGUCACGUCAGAUGAAUCACAUGGUGCUUUCCUGUCCCGUUCGCAGCGAUUAGGUGGAAUUAAGGGUGUCAUAGUUUUUCUUUUGUCGAAACGGAUACCGUGAUGCCGACAAAACGUGUCUACUGAGUCAACGGAAACCUUAGCGUCGUCUUGCGAGACUUCCCUUUGCCUGCGACGUGGCACCGGCACCUUGUAACAGUCUCUCUGAA
Messenger RNA from Toxoplasma gondii ME49, 1830 nucleotides. Its product is annotated as Bax inhibitor-1, putative. Lineage: Eukaryota; Apicomplexa; Conoidasida; Eucoccidiorida; Sarcocystidae. The transcript is spliced from 4 exons. Gene Ontology annotation, cellular component: membrane. Bases 404 to 1150 code for a protein of 248 amino acids. The record is from RefSeq and is a predicted model, not a curated record.